This is a messenger RNA of Penicillium cosmopolitanum, 207 nucleotides long. RefSeq lists its product as uncharacterized. The coding region runs from base 1 to 207 and encodes 68 amino acids. The transcript is spliced from 2 exons. The record is from RefSeq and is a predicted model, not a curated record. NCBI's taxonomy places the organism in Eukaryota, Fungi, Ascomycota, Eurotiomycetes, Eurotiales, Aspergillaceae.
AUGACGUUUUACAUCAUCUGUCAUUUUGCCGAUUUAACUGAGGAGCAAGGCGCAAUAAUAAGGUACCUCGCUGAGCUAGAUUUUUGUGCGACUGUCAAGGAUAAUUCCCAUGGCUGGGUUAUUCGUGUGAUCGAAAGAUUGGUUGGAAUGCAGAUCGUUGCAGCUUCAAAGAUUCUGAUGGCAAGAUCCGUGCUGCAGCUAGUUUGA